GAUUUAACGAAACAAAAAUCGUUAUUACACUGAUAUCUAAUAUCGUUAAUAAACAUUGUAUCGCUUUGAUGCAGGGCAUUGGCCUUCUUGUUUUCUUGACACGUUGAAAAACUAGUCCUCGAUUCUACACGCCUAGCCUGCUGAUAAGACUGCCUGGUGGCGCGUGGAGUUAUUUUGGUUAAUAGAACGUUCCACAGAAAACGGCCGAAUGUGAUAAGCUGACGUUACUUUUGAAUGCAAAACUCUGUUAAUGCCAUCCGAAACUAAAUGUAAAUCUAGCGUGUUUGAUAGCGGAUGUUGGGAUCCGAAAGAUGCUUAUCUAAAAUCUAACGAUCUUUCCUCAGAACGACAUAAGUAUAGCAUACACUUAGCUAACUAAGGUCAAAUUAUUUUGAUCCGGUUGAUUUUAUAUAGGGCGAACAAGCUAACAAUCUUGGCUUCAUAAAUAACGUGAAUUAAUUGCGAUCUUGCUAGCGAUCUUAACAUCCUUUUCAUUUUUUACUUAAUUACAUGUACUGAAAUUGUGUCACAGAAUAGUCGACAGUGAUGGCAUCAAGAGAGAAUAAUCAGACAUCUCAUUUCUUCAACGUUGGAGGAUGCUUAUUCUCCAUUCCUUUGAGCAGACUCUCCCUCUUUCAGGAUUCUCUGCUAUUCAGAGAAGCUCUCACCGUUGGUCAGGGUUCAAGAUUAUUUAUUGACAGAGAUGGUUGUACCUUCAGGCAUGUACAUUAUUAUAUGCAUACAGGGAAACUGGCAUCUUCUUGCACCACAGAGGUAAAUAUUCUCUAUGAGCAAGCAGCAGGUCUACACCUAACAUCGCUGCAACAGGCUUUAGAAAAUCUUCAAUCUGGCAAGCACUUCUUGCGAGCUCGUCCUGAGGACCUUCAGGUCACAGAGAGAGCGACUCUGAAUUACUGGAAGACACGCAUUUGUAACCCCAGGCUAUCAGACCCCAUGACUAGUCCUGUAUCCACAGUGCAUGAUGCCAUUCCCCCGGGAUUGGUUGGUGCUCCCCUGGUAGACAGUGAUGAGGAGGUCUACUAUUGCUUCCUACCACUGGACCAGGUCAGGCUGCAUCCCAGUUUGGUGACACAGGACAACCUGCUGUGGCUUUGUGAAGAUGUGGUCGUCAUUGAGUGCGGCAGCCGUCUCUUCAGAUUCUUAGGCAAGCCUCUCUGCUCCUUGCCGUGUAAAUCUACAGUGCCUAUCCUACUGCCAGAACGGUUUCAUGACUAUGAAACGUUAAUCUGUGAAGCAGAAAUGGUUGGGAUUACAGAAUUCACAAAGGCUCUGCAAGACCUCCAAGGGGCCACUUAUAAGGAGGACUCAUUGAUCCAAGACUGGUGCCCAGAAUCAAAGAAGCAGUCCAGUUCACUGCCUUUAUAUGUCAUGACCUUCAACCUCCUGGUUAAGUAUCCGGACUCUUCCCUGGGGCAGCUCUAUGUGGACAGCAACGUGGAUGGGAGUAAAGUGUACAUCACUGGAAGCGGGGUCAUUUUUCAACAUGUGGAGAACUGGUUGGGAACUUGCCGUCUCCCGUUGACCGAGACUGCAUCCCAGCAGAGCAGACUGUGCGAAUACCUGGAGGGACAGGACGAGCUCUACCUGGCCAUCAAGGAAGCUGUAUGGGAGUUCUUCAACAGGAAGGCCUCAGGCAGGUCUCUUACAACAGGACCCUGGUCUGCUUCAGUCUCAAAGUUCACCAUUUAUAAAGUCAUUAAGGUUUAUGUUGGAACUCAUUGGUAUGCCACUUAUUUAAAAACCCUUUUAAAGUACCCUGAGCUGCUCUCCAACUCCAGAAAGGUCAGCUGGAUAGCAUACGGGCAGAGCCUCUAUGUGAAGGGUGAUGGACUGAUGUUCCGACACAUCCUCAACUUUCUGAGAUGCGGUCAGCUCAUGCUGCCAACUGAGUUCAGUGAGUGGCCUCUGCUUCACCAUGAAAUUGAAGAGUUUCAGAUCCCGGCUCUCUCUGAUGCCUUGAAGGACUGCACAGAAUACAGUGCGGUGCUGUUUCCAUGCAGAGAGUGGCGAAAGAGCCGGGGGUCCACCAGAGACACGUCUGCCUUUUCGGAAGAAUCCCUGCUUAUUUACGAUGAAGAUGAGGAUGAGUUUGUGCAGAUAACUUAUGACGAAGACCUUCAGUUCUGCGUCGGGCAGCCACAGUGGGACAGUCUGGAUGACUCAGCAACCUCAGACAUCAUGGAACUUCAAUCGUCCUCCUGCUCCUGCACAGAUAUCUGCAAGCCUCAGAACCCUGAGAUGGCCAGUCCGCCCAGCGAUGCCACUGGCAGGAAAGGGGAGGUCCCGCUUGGUAAUGAGAUCAACACAGAGGGUGCUAGCAAGCUGUUAGCCUCACCGGAGAAACUAGAGCCUCUGGUGCAAGACACUGCCUGGACCAAGCAACAGGCAGGUAUGAGCCGGGAGCCAGAGGGGCAGCCAGACAAUGGGCCUACAGCGGACCAGGCGACCGGGUGGACGGAACAUCUCCCCGAGCAGGACCCAGGUCGGCAGCCUAGCAUGCCCUCGGGGCUCAGUGUGAGCGGGCAGCCCAACACUUCGCUCAGCGCACAGGAGGGAGGGAUCUCCAGGGAACCUCAGCAGAGCCAAUGGGAAGGCAAGCUGCACACCUCUACCAUGACAGGAAGAGGUGAGAGGAGUGGAAGGAGGCCGUCGGCCGGAGGCUGUGUGCUCAGGGUGCGCCAUCCUCCUGUUGUUGGGAAAGGUGGGGCCAGCAGCUGCUUCAUCGAAAGCAUCAUUUACGAGGCCACGCCUCCACAUACAGACACUGCAUUGGUAUACGUCAACAUGACUUAUGAAGACAUGCUGUAUGCCCGUGAAUGCCAUGCAUUCUUGGCCGGGCUCAUCGUAGACUCCAAAAGGCUGAAAGAUCCAAGGAACUGUAGUCUUAAAAUGGCUGGUCUUGUCUAUAGUUUAUGGACUGAGCAGGCUGAACCAGAAGACUUUGUGGGGGAGCUAAUGAAACUCUCUUGUUUUGAAAAACAAAAGCACAUCCAGGACAGGCUACUACAGUGGGUGAAGUACACACUGAGAUUUGCAAAGCAGUACAGCAAGUGCAUUGAACUACUAGGGGAGGACCUGUGUCAGAUAGCCACACUGUUUCCUGAAGAUUGAACUGUGCCAUCUCUGUCCUCAUACUGCGAAGUUAAACUUGGCUCCUCCCCUCCGAAGAGGCCACUGGAUUCCCUGUGAUUGGUCAGUGCGGUGCAAGGCUC
Molecule: messenger RNA, 3233 nt
Organism: Anguilla anguilla (European eel)
Lineage: Eukaryota; Metazoa; Chordata; Actinopteri; Anguilliformes; Anguillidae
Product: BTB/POZ domain-containing protein KCTD19-like
Exons: 16
Coding region: 547-3132 (861 amino acids)
Biological process (GO): protein homooligomerization
Source: RefSeq, a predicted model, not a curated record